AUGGCCAAGAACAUGAAGAAGGCGUUGAUUCUUCUACUGACUACCUUGAAUGGAGCUGGACUAACCGAAUUCUGCAGCAGCAGCUGUCCAACAUACUGCUGGUGCGACAACAGAGGCCUCAGCAGUGUUCCUCAGCACCUGCCUACAGGCAUCAAUAUCCUCGGCUUGCAGUAUAACGUCAUUACAACCUUACACCAGACCGAUUUCUGCAGGUACAGUAGCCUGACAAUAUUAUAUCUUACUUCCAACCAGAUCUCCGUAAUUAACAGCAGAGUGUUCCAGAACUCAACCAGCUUAACACAACUGGACGUUAGCAGUAACCAGUUAACCACCCUACGAGCUGACAUGUUUGCGGGACUUGAUAACCUGCAGCGCCUUAGCCUGCAGCACAACAACAUCCACAGUAUCGAGGAAGGGACAUUCAACUCAACGCCGCAGCUCCGCUAUCUUAGACUUUACAAUAGCCACAUUAGCGCCAUCGCAGCUGGCACAUUUGUGAGCCUAUCUCAACUGUCUACUCUGGAUCUGUACAAUAACCAGUUAACAAGCCUCACAGCUGGAAUGUUUUUGGGACUUGAUAACCUUGAGACUCUUUAUCUGUAUAACAACAACAUCCACAGUAUCGAGGCAGGCACCUUCCCUACCCAGCAGCUCAGGAAUCUUUACCUUGAUAACAACAACAUCACCACCUUUGCAACAGGCGCUUUUGUAGAUCUGCCCCAUCUCAACACUCUUGACUUACAGUACAACAGCAUGGAGACACUAUCAGUCAUGGCAUAUGACAUACUGGCCUCCAUCCCAACUGUUGACAUCUCCAACAACCCCUGGCAGUGUGACUACAGGAUGUGCCCCUUUAAGCUAAGAAUGACCGGGUCUUACCCAUUUGAGAACCAGAUCAUCUGUGCCGGACCUGCUAACCUUGCAGGGAAAAGCUUACUACUGGACGUAAAUCCUAAUGAUCUUAUCUGUGAAGACAUAACAGCACUCUACUCCACACCAAGCGCCUCGUCUUCUGUAGAUCAUAGUACAAACUUUCCCUUGUCUACAACAACGGGAGAAGAUUUCUCUUCUUUGAGCACCUCACCUAUUACUCUGCUGGAAACUGCAACAUCAACAGUUUCAACAUCUCCAACAACUUCCAUAACAUCUAUCCAGCCAAGUGUCCAAACGACUGCCCACACAACUACGCCUGAAGACGUCCACUCUACACCUGGAGUGGCAGACGGCGAUACAGUCCCUCCUGCCUGCUCCUGCUCCCAGCCAGUCCUUCUCAGUGGGUUCACAGGCGCGGCCAUCGGAACUCUGCUCACCUCUGCCGUGUUCCUUGUAGUCUGGUGGCAUCACAGGAUGAAAAACAGCCCUACACCUGCACCUGACUUGACCGUUGUUUAUAACAGCGCAGAUUCCGCAGCUACUGUGACAACUUGUGCACCUGAUGACGUAGCUGGCGGAUCACAGCCAAUCACAGCCCACAGGCCGGAUCCGUACGACGCAGACCUGGGCCAUAGGCUGGUGAGACCUCACCUUCCCCCGAUAGAGGGCGCAGCUGCUGAUAGUUCUGAUGCUUCAAAUCGCCAUGACGCACUGAGGAGACUCUUUAUUCAUCAGCAAAACUGA
Branchiostoma floridae (Florida lancelet) is the source of this 1617-nucleotide messenger RNA. RefSeq names its product phospholipase A2 inhibitor-like. Gene Ontology annotation, molecular function: protein binding. Gene Ontology annotation, cellular component: extracellular matrix. Bases 1 to 1617 code for a protein of 538 amino acids. The record is from RefSeq and is a predicted model, not a curated record. The transcript has a single exon. NCBI's taxonomy places the organism in Eukaryota, Metazoa, Chordata, Leptocardii, Amphioxiformes, Branchiostomatidae.